GUAAUAAUUAUCGCGAGGGUAUUAGGAGCCUGUAGUAGUUCCUGAGUGCUGGAUUAUAGCUUGCAAGUGCUGACAAGAAAUAUUUGCUCUUUCCUGCCAAACUAUUCAGAGAAAGGAAAAAUUCUGAAGUGCAGUGCAUUGGAGGAAACUAUUUCCUGUGGCAAGUGUUUCGAAUGGUCAAUAAUGGAGACUAUAAUGUAUAUUACUGUGCAGACUGAAGCUACCUAGCCUAAUCGGGGGGGAAGAGCCUAAAGGCACUUAUAUUCACUGCCACUGUUAUAAGUGUUAAAGAAAAUGGAGACAGAUAGAGACACAAUUUCACGUCUUCGAUGUCAGCUCAAAGAAGCCGAGGAGGAAAGAAGAAAGGCAGCAGAAUAUGGUUUAAAGCUGGUGGAGAGUGAGAACUUGUUGCAGAAUCGGUUAGAUGAACUGCAAAAUGAAUUAGUCACCAUAACAGAGAAUUUUGAACAAGAAAAAUAUACUCUUCAGAAAGAUGUAGAAUUGAAGAAUAGAAUGCUGGGAAGUCUAAACCUUGAAUGUGAGGCUCUUAAACAGCAGCAAAAUAUACAAUUAGAUACACUGCGUGGACAACUGGAAAGACUACAUGGACAAGAAAUAAAUGAAUUUAAGAAUAAGGUGGAAAAAAUGAAAUCAGAGCUAGAUGAAACACUGCUUAGUGAGAAACAGUUGAAACACAAAGUGGACCAUCUGAAGGAGGUCAUUGCUUCUAAAUCAGAAGAACUACGUGUAAUGUCAGAACGUGUUCAUGAAACCAUGUCUUCAGAAGUGCUCAAUCUUCAACUUGAGCUGCUGGCACUUGAACAAGCAAAGGCAGAGCUUGAGGACAGGUUACGUGAUCUGCAGUACAGCAAAGAGCAGCUAGAACUUGGAAACAGCAAUCUGACUAAUCGCGUGGCACGUCUUGAAGAGGAGAAAGAAGAGAGAGAGAGAGAUCUUGUUUCUUAUUGUAAUGCAUUGGAGAAAGCCCGUGAGGUGAACAGAGAUCUUCAAGCUCAGCUUGACCAUGCACUGCAACAGGCCCUGGAUCCCGCUACUAAAGGCAAUUCCUUGUUUGCCGAGGUGGAGGACCGCAGAGCAGAAAUGGAACGUCAGUUGAUUAGUAUAAAAGUAAAAUACCAAUUGCUACAAAAAGAGUAUACUUUCACUAGAGAACAGCUGCAAAGAAUGAAGCUGCAGAUGGCUACACUCCUACGGAUGAAAGGUUCACAGGGAGAACAUGAUCAGAUGGAACGUUUGCAAAGCAUGCUUCAACAAAAGAAUGGUGAAAUAGAAGAACUUCUCAUGAAAGUGAAGCAAUUGGAAAAGUUCACGAAGGUAUCUGAAAACUCAAAAGAAAUGAAGCUUUCUAACACUUCAGAUUGUGCAGAUUUUGAAGAAGGCUAUUACAUUGAUUUGCUUCAGAUGAAACUUGAGAAUUCAGAUAAGGAGAUAGAAAAUUUGAAGAGUGAAUUGUCUUUACAGCGGAUGAAGGCUUUAUUUGAAAGUCAGCGAGUCUUGGAGAUGGAGCGGAAACUUUUUGGAAAUGAAAGACAGCUUGAAUCUUCUCAGAGUGAGAACAUAAAUUUGCGUGUGCUGCUGGAUGAAUUGAAAAUCAAAUAUGAACCUGAAGAGUUAGUGAGAGACCAGAUGGAUCUCAAGAAGGCUCCAGGUGACAUGAUUUCAGACAAUUUAAAUAGAAGGUCCUCUUGCUUGCUGUCUCAAAACAAGGAAGAGGCAAAACCAAGUGAGGAUGCUCUGAAAACGACACUUCAAGCGGUGUCAAUGAACGUAGUUGCUCCUCCAGCAAUGGAACAGAGAAGUGAUCAACCUGGAAGGAAGAAAGUUAGAAUUAAGGAGGAAGAAUUUGACAUAAAUAAGAAAUAUGGAAAUGAUAUUGGACCUUCUCAUGCCACCAGGUUAACCUCUGAACCUGGAGUAAAGACAGAAGAAAACUAUGGUGCUGCAGCUGAAGAUGCAAGUAAACAUGAGAAGAAAGGCAAAAAGAAAACUUACCCUAUAAUAUAUAUGUCUUCCAAACAAGGUCCUGAAACUCAGUGUGCUCAGCAAUAAAAUAAAUACCUUUUCAUGUUGUUGAGGGCCUUCGAUAUAAUUGUAGAGCAACAUAUUGGAACUUUAAAAUUGUAUGAUUUCUUCAGUGCCUUUCAUUAAAUACCUGGGCCUUAUAUAAGCCUUUAAUGGUGCCUUUAAUGGUAUAGAUAUGUAAUACUGAAACAAAAAAGUUCAAAUCUACUGCUACAGUUUGGAGAAGCUAUACAGCACACCUCAAAAGCUAUUAAUCUACAAGGAAACCAAGCAAGCCAACCAUAAGAUAACUUUAAAAGUGAUAUUCACAUUAAUAUCAUGAGCUCCACAUUGGAGAGUGUAAUACAUAUGCCGUAAGUCAUACUUGGGGUAUGUAGAUUAGUCAUUUUCUCACACAUACCCCUUAAGUGUUGCAAUAAUAAGUGUGUCUGCUCUUUUAAGAUGUACUAAUGUGUUCAAAGUUGUAUAAAAUGUUGGAAUUAAAGCUCUGAAGCUAUUGUA
Elgaria multicarinata webbii is the source of this 2544-nucleotide messenger RNA. It is a transcript of the gene SPDL1, whose product is annotated as spindle apparatus coiled-coil protein 1. The record is from RefSeq and is a predicted model, not a curated record. Gene Ontology annotation, biological process: protein localization to kinetochore; establishment of mitotic spindle orientation; mitotic spindle assembly checkpoint signaling. NCBI's taxonomy places the organism in Eukaryota, Metazoa, Chordata, Lepidosauria, Squamata, Anguidae. Bases 295 to 2070 code for a protein of 591 amino acids. Gene Ontology annotation, molecular function: kinetochore binding. Gene Ontology annotation, cellular component: outer kinetochore; spindle pole. The transcript is spliced from 14 exons.